AUGGAGUCACCCAGUUUCCAGCCAACUUUCCUCCAGCGCUUCUUUAUCAAGAUUUUCCACUUCAUUAACAGAUACGUACCGUGGCACAGGCUCCCAGGCUUUCUUGGCGCACUCAACCUCGACUUCCUGCGCAUCGAGCUGCGUGCUUACAACCUCCAUGACGGGUAUUCGUCCGGCUACGCGCAGGGAAACACAGUUGAUCAUCCAUUAGAAGAUGAACGGUUCAUCAAUGCAAGAAACUCAGAUGGCAAGUUCAACUCUGUUGAACUACCACUCAUGGGUUGCUCAGGCAUGCGUUUUGGACGGAAUUUUCCGAGGAAAUACACCCAGAAGCCAAACAAGGACGAGCUUUGGACUCCAAACCCUAGACUAGUCAGUGAGCGGUUCAUGGCAAGGACACCCAGAGGAUUUAUCCCUGCAACAAGUCUAAACUUGCUUGCUGCAGCGUGGAUACAGUUCCAGAUCCAUGACUGGUUCCAACAUGAAAGCAGCGAAGAAAUCCAUAAUAUUCCACUUCCAUCAGGGGAUACAUGGCCUCAUGGUCGCAUGAUCCUUCAACGCACGAAGCCUGAUGAGACGCUAGACGAAUCUGAUAUUCAGUGCCCGGGUUACAAGAAUCAAAACACAGCGUGGUGGGACGCCUCGCAAAUUUAUGGCUCAAGCGAGGCGACCACACAGAGCCUGCGAACCAAAGACCAGAAUGGGAAGUUGUCGCUGUCUCAAAAUGGCACUGUGACAUUUCUGCCCCGAGAUAACACUGGGAAUCCCCAGACAGGGUUCAACGAUAACUGGUGGACCGGUAUGGAAAUGCUACAUACACUUUUCGCGAUGGAGCAUAAUGCCAUCUGCGACAUGCUGCGCACCGCAUAUCCUGACUGGACUGGAGAUCAAAUCUUCGACAAGGCUCGCCUUGUCAACUGCGCCCUGAUGGCCAAGAUACACACGGUUGAAUGGACCCCGGCUAUCUUGGCCCAUCCAGCCCUUGAGAUUGGCAUGAAUGCGAACUGGUGGGGGAUUGCUGGGGAGACCCUGUGGAAGAUGGUGGGCCGAAUCUCAAAGACCAGUGAAACAAUAAGCGGUAUUCCUGGCUCUGGUGUAAACCACUUUGGCGUUCCAUAUUCUCUGACUGAAGAAUUUGUCUCCGUCUACAGAAUGCAUCCACUUAUUCCCGAUGAGAUCGCCUUUUUUAGUGCUACAGACGGCCGGCACAAGUCAACUAUCCCCAUCGUAGACACGAUCUUCAGCGGGGCUAAGAGGCCCUUUGACCAGGGUAUCUCGUUUGCUGACAGCUUUUACUCAUUCGGCAUUAAUUACCCAGGGGCUAUUACCAAUAAUAACUACCCUGACUUUAUGCGCAACCUAUCCACGCCAGACGGCCAGCAUCGGGACCUGGGCACUGCGGAUAUUUUGCGCGAUCGCGAGCGUGGUGUGCCCCGCUACAAUCAGUUCCGACGGCUCCUGCGCAUGUCACCCCCCGAAACCUUCGAGGAGCUCACGGGUGGUAACAAGGAGCUCGCUCAAGAGCUGCGCGAGGUGUAUGGUGACAUUGAGCUGGUUGAUACACUCGUGGGCUCACACAGUGAGCCAGUUCCCAAGGGCUUUGGUUUCAGUGACACAGCGUUCCGCAUAUUUAUUCUCAUGGCCAGCAGGCGGUUGAAAAGCGACCGCUUUAUUGCAGGACAAUGGGACACAAACACAUACACUAAAGAAGGGUUUCACUGGCUGCAGAAUACUGGCAUGAAGGACGUGCUUCUGCGGCAUUUCCCAGAGCUGGAAGUGCAUCUGAGAAACAGCAAAAAUGUAUUUGCACCGUGGGAGAAGUUACCUGAGUCUGUGGGGUGCAAGGGGUAG
This is a messenger RNA of Aspergillus pseudoviridinutans, 1851 nucleotides long. Its product is annotated as peroxidase family protein. NCBI's taxonomy places the organism in Eukaryota, Fungi, Ascomycota, Eurotiomycetes, Eurotiales, Aspergillaceae. Gene Ontology annotation, molecular function: peroxidase activity; heme binding; oxidoreductase activity, acting on single donors with incorporation of molecular oxygen, incorporation of two atoms of oxygen. The transcript has 4 exons. The record is from RefSeq and is a predicted model, not a curated record. Bases 1 to 1851 code for a protein of 616 amino acids. Gene Ontology annotation, biological process: response to oxidative stress.